GAUUCAUUUCUUAUAAGACUGACGCCAGGGCUUGGCAGUUUUGAUUAUUGUUCACUACUGUUCAGUCGAGGAAAAAAUAUUCGAUUCGCCAUGGCGCUGAAAUUGUUAGUUGGGCAAAAAAUUAUGAACGAGGUGGUUCGCUACAACGGAUCACCAAGUAAAACACGAGCCAACGGAAAACCGGGGACGGAAUGGAGAAUCUUAAUAGUUGACAAACUUGCCAUGCGCAUGGUCUCCGCAUGCACUAAAAUGCACGAAAUCAGCGCCGAAGGAAUAACACUUGUUGAAGACAUCAACAAAAAAAGAGAACCACUACCAGCAAUUGAAGCGGUCUAUCUAAUCACUCCAUCUGAAGAUUCCAUCCGUUUGCUGAUGAGAGAUUUCGAAAAUCCGGCUAAGCCAACGUAUAAAGCUGCUCACGUCUUUUUCACCGAAGUUUGCCCGGAAGAACUAUUCAAUGACAUUUGUAAAUCUGUAGUAUCGAGGAAAAUCAAAACUCUUAAGGAAAUCAACAUUGCUUUCCUUCCAUAUGAAUCCCAAGUAUAUUCUCUGGACUCGCCUGUUACAUUCCAAUGUGCGUAUUCCCCAACAUUGUCUUCAGCUCGUUAUGGUAACAUGGAGCGCAUUGCUGAACAAAUUGCAACAUUGUGCGCAACUUUGGGGGAGUAUCCUUCUGUGCGUUAUAGAAGUGAAUGGGAUGGUAAUGUUGAACUGGCACAGAUGGUGCAACAAAAGCUCGAUGCGUACAAAGCUGAUGAGCCAACCAUGGGUGAAGGGCCAGAGAAAGCCCGAUCUCAACUGGUUAUUUUAGAUCGCGGAUUUGACUGUGUUUCUCCUUUACUUCACGAGCUGACUUUGCAGGCGAUGGCUUACGAUUUAUUGCCAAUAGUCAAUGAUGUUUACAAAUUUGAACCAUCGCCAAAUGCUGCUGAAAAGGAGGUUUUGUUGGACGAGAAUGAUGAUCUCUGGGUUGAUCUGCGCCAUCAACAUAUUGCUGUGGUGUCACAAAGCGUUACACAAUAUUUGAAAACAUUUACCGAAUCAAAACGAUUGACCCAAAGUGAAAAACAAUCGAUGAAAGAUUUAUCUCAGAUGAUCAAAAAAAUGCCUCAAUAUCAAAAGCAGUUGUCGAAAUAUUCAACUCAUUUGCAUUUGGCCGAAGAUUGCAUGAAAGCUUAUCAGGGUUAUGUUGAUAAAUUGUGCCGUGUAGAACAAGAUUUGGCAAUGGGCACUGACGCUGAAGGAGAAAAGAUUAAGGAUCAUAUGCGCAACAUUGUGCCAAUUUUAUUAGAUUCAACUGUCUCUAAUUACGAUAAAGUUCGUAUAAUUGCCCUUUACGUUAUGAUCAAAAAUGGUAUUUCCGAAGAAAAUUUGACGAAACUAGUAACGCAUGCUCAAAUCGAGCCAAAAGAACGAGAAAUGAUUACUAACUUGAACUACUUGGGAAUAAACGUUAUUGCAGAUGGCAACCGCAAAAAGCCUUACACUGUACCACGUAAAGAACGCAUUAACGAGCAUACCUACCAAAUGUCACGCUGGACACCCGUUAUCAAGGAUAUCAUGGAAGACGCUAUCGACAAUAAGUUAGAUGAACGCCAUUUCCCUUUCCUCAUUGGCAAGAAAACAGCCGGAUUCCACGCGCCUACAAGCGCUCGCUACGGCCAUUGGCACAAGGAUAAAUCUCAAACAGCGGUCAAAAACGUGCCACGUUUGAUUGUGUUUGUUGUUGGAGGAUGUAGCUAUUCUGAAAUACGAUGCGCCUAUGAAGUGACCGCUGCAGUUAAGAACUGGGAAGUCUACAUUGGAUCGUCACAUAUUCUCAUACCCGAAACAUUCCUCAGUGAUUUAGGUUCUCUCAAUAAAGAGUAAAUAUCAAAGCCUUGUGUUGAAGUAUUUACGCAUUCAAUGUUAUAAUUACAUCACUGCAUUUGAAAUGAUGCUAUCUAAGAAAUUUCUAGUUACACGAAUGCUAAGUUUGUAAAGUAUUUCCUAAUAUCUGAUAUCAAACUGUCAUAGUCCAUCUAUAAGCUUCACUGUUAUUAUUUUAGAGCUUUGUAUAUAAUCUGUAUUCAAAAUAAUAGCUGUUAUUUAUUGGAUCGUUUUGAAAUUCAAAUUAAAAUAAAAUCUAUCGUUAUAAUUCACAUACGCAAGAAAAUGAUACCCAUAAAGCUACAUUUCCAGUUUCAUUCAGAUUACAACCGUAGUAUAGAAAACGUGUGGAUCAAAAACAAAAAAAAAAUGUAAAACA
This is a messenger RNA of Uranotaenia lowii, 2248 nucleotides long. It is a transcript of the gene Rop, whose product is annotated as protein ROP. Gene Ontology annotation, biological process: neurotransmitter secretion; intracellular protein transport; vesicle-mediated transport. The record is from RefSeq and is a predicted model, not a curated record. The transcript is spliced from 8 exons. Lineage: Eukaryota; Metazoa; Arthropoda; Insecta; Diptera; Culicidae. The coding region runs from base 91 to 1869 and encodes 592 amino acids. Gene Ontology annotation, cellular component: plasma membrane; secretory granule. Gene Ontology annotation, molecular function: syntaxin binding.